AUAAAUUUUAUUGUACCAAAGUUCCGUCUGUCGUUAAUGUUUUACACGUUACCCAAACACGAAAAACUUGCAUUAACUUUGGCAUGAUGUGAAGUCAUGUAUAUGCGCAUGGCGUGCUUCAGCAUAUAUAUGGUAUGUUUAAUACAACCGCUGUAUAUAUACCGUAGCCGUAUGAGGUGCGUAACUCCUCCUUGUACCUUUUAAUGCUUUAUGUUUACAUAAUUCUUUUUCGAGCGUCAGCAGGCGGCGGAAAUGACGUCAAUGCGCUGCAUCCUUCCUUUGCUUAGCGAUUAUUCAAUUCACUUUUGAUAGCGAAUGCACCAGUACACCUAUAUACGUUGCAUAGUGACGAAGCACUGGCAAUAAUUCCAGCAAACUGACAGUUAUAGAUGAUUGUGUAUACGCGGCAGUCUGACUGUGGAAAUAGAUGCAGUAAUAUUUAUAACAACACUAUGAGUCAGGGCGUAUAUACUCAACUUAUACGCGUGCCAGGCAGAACUGUAUAUGUUAGUCGUCUUAUCCAGAUUUCGCGCGCUGACGCUCUCAGUUAUGAAUGUAUAUUAUGCAGUGAGGCCAUAUAGAACGAUUAUAGCGAAAAUACGGUUGUGUAACACAAAACAUGCACGAAUGACGUAUAUCGCCAUCGUGAAAUGUGGGGUUAAGAAUAGAACAUAAACUCAAAAGACGUUUGUAAUCCCGAAAACAAGUACUAAGCUGGCAAAAGACAGUUCACCAUUUAGAAAUAGCAGUAGCACCAUGAACAGUUGUUUUGAAUAAAUUUCCAUUUAAUUUAGACUCGCGGUUAUUUUAGUCUGUGCUGUAUAUGAGAUAUAACUGUACAGUUUGUUCACUUAUAAUGGCCACUGGAUUAAUGCAUUCUCCUAUACACCGGACAAUGUCACCUGACAUAGCUGUGACGUCAUACGAUGAUGGGCCAGUGACGUCACCGACUAUGAGGUCACAGGUACAGGACUUCACGUCACUAGCGCCACCACAAACAUCGAAAUAUGACACUAGUGAUGGAGAGAGAAGCGACAGAUAUUACACCGCAUCAUCGGGAGAUGAAAAUUUCGAUGAUGAUUACGAUGACGACGAUGACGAAGACGGGAUGUGCAUUAGGUUGGAUAGCGAUGAUGAUACGACGAGUUUAUCCGGUCUUCACAUAAAUUUAAAAACCUUACAAGCUGUGUCGUCCAUGUUAGCACACUACCACCCUAUUAUACAGAGUGAUCCCUAUGGCAACCCAAUCUUCGUUGCGCCACCUCCUCCCGAGGACGAGUACUCGGAACAGGAUGAAGCAAUGGCUUCAGCUUCUGGGCGAGACUUCCUCGGUUCCACCACGUCACAUGACACGACAUUGACUGGAGAUGACGAUUACCAAUGCGCCCUGCAAGAACUCGAUGACGUCAUAAUAGGGCAAGAUCAAACGCUUCUUUCAGACGCCCUCACCGAACUAACUGACGUCAUGGAAAAGAUGACGUAUUUCUCCGCCGAAGCCGUAGACGACAUAUAGUGACGUCAUCACCAAUUCUGCAAGAGUGACGUCACAAAAAGCGAAGCAGCGACUCCGCCUUUCCGAGCGACGUUUUGACCUUGAUGACGUAACGGAUGUGACGUAACAAUCCGUGUUUAUUGCAAGUGCAGUGCGCUAAUGUAUCGCGUCAAAAUUUCAAUGAAAAAAGCGCAAAAAAAACAAAUAAAUUAUUCGAAUGUUCCACCUACAGAACGAAAAUAAAUCUCCAGCAUU
Ciona intestinalis (vase tunicate) is the source of this 1747-nucleotide messenger RNA. RefSeq lists its product as uncharacterized. The record is from RefSeq and is a predicted model, not a curated record. Lineage: Eukaryota; Metazoa; Chordata; Ascidiacea; Phlebobranchia; Cionidae.